Haemonchus placei is the source of this 237-nucleotide messenger RNA. Lineage: Eukaryota; Metazoa; Nematoda; Chromadorea; Rhabditida; Trichostrongylidae. The record is from the annotation of a GenBank genome assembly.
AACCAAGGCAUUGCACCUUCAUAUAUCGAGUUUGGUCUAGAUUCAUUUACGGCUAUUUUUAGAAUACUGAAGUGGGAGCGCGGCAAAGCUUUUGGGUACUGCCCUGAACGCGCGAGUUUUUCUCAUGUCGCGCCUGCCUGUGCGAAAAAUUCGCGCGACCCUUUAUCUCACAUGUUAUUCUGCCCUACUAGUGCAUCACAGUGCUGUCAUAAACUGCUUUUGCAUCGACCAGACUAG